Kwoniella shivajii is the source of this 579-nucleotide messenger RNA. RefSeq lists its product as uncharacterized. The transcript is spliced from 2 exons. The record is from RefSeq and is a predicted model, not a curated record. NCBI's taxonomy places the organism in Eukaryota, Fungi, Basidiomycota, Tremellomycetes, Tremellales, Cryptococcaceae. Bases 1 to 579 code for a protein of 192 amino acids.
AUGCCCCACGACGAUCCGUUUCAAAAAUACCUAAACGGGCAGACAUCGAAAACUCGACGACGCUCCAAGCAGCUCCAAGAAGAGUAUUUCAAUAGCAGCAAUUUCAUCGAUGAUGUUGCUCGUGAACUCGGACUCACGUUGCCCCUCGGACAGCCAGAACCCAAUCAGACCUCACCCGCAACUGUGACGUUCACCCCUACUCAGCCUGCCUCUUCGUCACAAGCCAAUCAGCAAAGCAGCCAACAUUUCCUUCCCGGACCGAUUUUUGUCGAGGGAAAAGGUUACGUAUCUAUGUCGAAACCCAGAAUUGGCUCGUCGUUGGCUAGCGAGCCGCAUGUGACAGAAAGGUCCACUGAGAAUCACAUUGGGUCAUGUAAUGCAGGAUAUCAACCUACCAAUCUUAGCCAUGGUCUUAGUUCGGACUACCCCAAGGCCGGUACCUCAAGAGUCAGUCAGAUCAGCAGUACCGAUCAGCAUCAAAGUGAUGCUGACCGGACUGGUCCACGAGGGUCUGAGCAGGGAAAAGAUACUCUCAAGGAUUGGCAGGAACCCAGAUUCGACUUUGGAAAAUAUCUUUAG